Strongylocentrotus purpuratus (purple sea urchin) is the source of this 6231-nucleotide messenger RNA. RefSeq names its product NFX1-type zinc finger-containing protein 1-like. The transcript has 4 exons. NCBI's taxonomy places the organism in Eukaryota, Metazoa, Echinodermata, Echinoidea, Camarodonta, Strongylocentrotidae. Gene Ontology annotation, biological process: regulatory ncRNA-mediated heterochromatin formation. Gene Ontology annotation, molecular function: helicase activity; zinc ion binding. The record is from RefSeq and is a predicted model, not a curated record. Gene Ontology annotation, cellular component: nucleus; nuclear RNA-directed RNA polymerase complex. Bases 1 to 5004 code for a protein of 1667 amino acids.
AUGGCAAUGCGAGGGUUUCACGUAGUCGUGUUGCCUUCCGAAGACAUUCGGUCAAAGAAACACCUUUUCUUGAUGAAAAAAAUAAAUGUGAGAACGAAGUUGACAAAGAUGUGGGGUGAUGAUGGUGAUGACAACGGAGGCCGUUUUGCGUCUCGUCCUUACUCGGGAGAUGACCUUGGGAGGGGUAGACGUAGAGAAUUUCGAAGGGAUGGGACCAGAGGACAAGGAAGAGGAGCUGCAACGUGUCGAGACAACGUUAUAUGGAGAAGACAGAAGAGGGAAGGAAGUCAUGAUAGAGGAGACCCCAUGAUGGCUAAAAGAUUUAGGGGAGAAAACCUCCAAAGACGAGGAAGUGACACAGAAGUUGAGAGAAAAGGGGGGAAUGAUGGAGAUAGGGGAGCUGAAAGGGAAGUUAGAGACGAGAGAGACGGUACCAGAGGAGGCCCAUUCCGCCAGCGCUACAACAGGCAACACGACGGACAGCGAGGCGCUCGGGCUAGAGGCCGCUGCCAAAGAGGGGACCACGUGGAUCAGAACGCAGCUAGAUCUAGAAGAGAGGACUAUCGGACACAGGAAAACAAUAGAUAUGGACAGACCCAAGGAAGAUACCGUAAGAACCAAGGUAACUUCGGACCACUAAGUUCCAGACUGCUCAUCGAAAUACUUGAGAAAGACCCUUCUGAGGCCGCUACAGAACUUGGGUCCCUGAAAGGAAACCUUCAAGCCGGUCUCAAUGAAGACUCGAUGGAUGAGGUACGACAACAUCUCUUUUGGGAUGCUCUAGCAUUUAUGUGCGGAGCUCUAGGUGCAGAACAAACAGUGAUCAUGCUGCUGACAAUGACCAUGGAUUCCAAACUCUGUCGUCAGCAUUUACUCACGUUUUUGACCAAAGUCAGGCGUCCAGAAGAGAAAAUCGACGAAAGGCGGUUAAACCUUUUGAAGAAUGUCACCAUUGUCUUCCUCUCAGCCAUGCAAAGUUUACCAAGCCGUGCUUCAGAUCUCAAAGUUGCUGUUACUCUCAUGUCCGAUGCUGUAUCAGACAUGGAUAAAGACGACAAACGUGAUGACAUCAUGAAGUCAAUUAAGUCUGUGAGUAAUCACAUUGAGGACAUUGAAAAAGAAAGGGAUACAAAAAGACAGAUGGACCGCAUUUCUAAGAACCCACCCCCUGACGACUUCCGCCAGCAAGACAUUCUUCCCACUGUCAAGGAAUUGCAACCCGGAUAUCAGCCGUUUCUCCGCCCUCAUCUGACUAGGGGUGUAUAUGCCGAUGCAGAUCACUACCUGGAUGUUCAGUUCAGACUCCUGAAGGAAGACUUCAUCUUUCCUCUUCGCAAUGGGAUAUCAGAGUACCUAACUUUCAAGAAGGCGAACCCUGACAGACGGGCCAAACUUCAGGAUGUCCGAAUCUACGAGGAAGCUCACUACAUAAAAUCUGUCCUUGAUUUCUCCGGAAUUUCACAUUACAUGGCUUUCAGGAAGUUACCCCAUGUCCGAUGGCAUUCGACAAAACGACUCAUGUACGGAUCAUUGCUCAUCCUAUCAACGGAUGAUUUCAAGUCUUUCAUAUUUGCUACAGUGGCCAAUCGGGACGUAGAAGAUCUAGAAAAGGGAAUGGUAGCCAUAGCAUUGGUCGACCGAGAAGAUGAAGAUGAAUCAUGUCUACUGAAUAAAAGUUUUGUGAUUGCAGAGUCAUCUGUCUUCUUUGAAGCUUAUCGCCCAGUUCUCCUGGGUCUCCAGCGAAUGUCUGGUCCAUGCUUGCCGUUUUCCCAAUACACUUUGAGCAUGUGUCAUGAUGUAAAGCCACCCAGGUAUCUCCAAGAUCGGACGGUAACUGAAGACGGUGAAAUGUUCAUCAAUUCAUGUAGUAUCGAUAUCUCACCUUUGCUGAAAGACAUAGAAGGAUGCUCUCCAACAAUUGACGUGCUUGACGAUGGUGCUUGGCCCGAUAUCGACGAUGUACAGCUCGACCAAUCACAAUAUGAAGCUGCCAAGACAGCUCUCACCAAAGAACUCUCUGUCAUACAGGGUCCACCAGGUACCGGCAAGACGCACAUAGGUCUGAAGAUCAUAGAGACUCUUCUCCUUAACAGAGAAGUCUGGUCAAGUAAAGAAAACCCAAGCCCUAUCUUACUCGUGUGCUACACAAAUCAUGCGCUAGAUCAGUUUCUGGAGGGGAUCUUAACAUUCCAUCCCACUGGCAUCGUACGAGUUGGAAGCCGUAGCAAGAGUGAGAAGUUGCAGUCCUUCAACCUUAAUCGGAUGGUUGGUCGGUGGGGAAUACACGAUGAAGAGUACGUUCAACGAAGGAUUCGUCAUGUCAAGAAAGAAGUUGGCGCCGCAAAAAGGCGUGUGGAGAGAACGCAAGCCAGGAUAGAGGGUACAAGAAAUGGGAUCAUCAGCGAGUACGAACUAGACCCUUUCAUGUCACGGCAGCAUUACAACAGCCUCCUGCGUUUUUCCCAUUUGAAACAGUUAAACUCCUGGCUCGUAGAGUGGCUUCUCUGUGAAUGUCAAUAUGACAGGGAUUGGAACCAGAAAGCAAAACAGGAUACACUAGAACAGAGAAAUAAUCAGCAAGAAGAAGAGAGUGGAAAAAUCACAAAGCAUUAUCCUGUGGCAAACAGAGCAACAGUCGAGGUAGAAUAUGAACGAAGUGCCAUCGAGUCUGACAGAAUGUUUGAUGACGAAUAUGGUGAGGAAGGUUCUGAUGAAGAGGAAAACGAAGGCUACCCUUUCCUUGGCCUUAACUUAGAUGAUCUGAACAAAGCAGAGGACGGUAACUUGCGGAGGUUCGUCCAAAGGAAGAUGUCUGGCAAAGAUGUCAUCGAUCCACGUGCUCUUCAAUUAAUGGAUGUCUGGAGUAUGCGUCCAAAUGAUCGAUGGGCACUUUACCAUGUUUGGUUGCACAACUAUCUGCAACAGUUGAAAGGGAAACUUCCAGCAAAUGUGCUUAAAUUCAAGCAACUUUGUGGUCAGUUAGAUGAAGCAAAACACGUACAGAAAUACCAAGUCCUUCGACAGGCAACUAUAAUCGGUAUGACUACAACUGGAGCAGCCAAUCACCAGAAGGUUUUGCAUAGAGUCCGCCCAAAGAUCGUAGUAGUAGAGGAAGCAGCUGAGGUCCUGGAGGCACACAUCAUCACGGCAUUAAAUGCAUCAUGUCAACAGCUCAUUCUCAUCGGUGAUCAUCAACAACUUCGACCGAAACCGAACGUGUACUACCUGGCCAAGAAGUAUCAUCUGGACGUUUCAUUGUUUGAAAGACUAAUCAAAAAUGAAUUUCCUUACUCAAAACUUAAGCUGCAAUAUCGGAUGCGUAUCGAGCUGUCGGAUCUGAUGAGAAGGAACUUCUACGACAGCCUUCAUGAUCAUGACACGGUGAAGCGAUACGAAAGUGUGAAAGCAGUUAAAAACGAUAUCUUCUUUCUAGAUCACGCGGAACCAGAAGAUGACAUGGAAGAUACUCAGAGCCACUACAAUCUCCAUGAGGCCAGACUCGUAGUAGCGUUGUGUUACUACUUCCUGCAGCAGGGGUAUGAACCUGAUAAGGUUACAAUCCUCACAGCUUAUACAGGUCAGCUACUGAAAAUCAAGCAGAUGAUGGAUCGUAGCCAGUUUGAGGGAGUCAACGUUAAUUCAAUAGACAACUACCAAGGAGAAGAGAAUGAUAUCAUUAUUCUGUCCUAUGUGAGGAGCAACAGUCAUGGUCAAAUUGGAUUCUUGGGGAUUUCGAACCGAGUCUGUGUCUCCUUGUCAAGAGCGAAGAUAGGGCUCUACUGCGUUGGAAACUUCACCCUCUUUGCAGAAAAGAGUGAGCUAUGGAAGGGCAUAGUAAAAGAUCUAGAAGCAAUGCGAUCUAUCGGAGAUUCCCUUACGCUGCAAUGCACCAAUCAUCCAGAAGAGGGGACAGCGGUGAAAACUGACGAUGACUUCAAGAAGGUACCAUUAGGAGGAUGUAGUAGAGACUGUGAUACCAUGCUUGACUGUGGACACGCUUGUCGAUUAAAGUGUCACCCAACGGAUCUAAAGCAUCUCAUCUACAAGUGCAAGGAUCCUUGCUCCAAGGUUAUCUGUGAGAGAAACCACAAAUGUCCAAUGCUCUGCUCAGAUCCUUGCCCCUUUUGUUCAGUCAUUGUGGAAAAGAUUCUGCCCUGCCGUCAUGUCUGUAAAACGGAGUGUAAGACCGACAUUCAGUCCAUCAUGUGCGAGGAAAAGAUAGAAAAAACUUUAAGUUGCUCACAUUUCCAAUCUGUUCCUUGCCACAUGUCAACGGCGGGACUUGAAAAAAAGUGCGAGGUCAUCAUCAACAAGGAACUGCAGUGCGGCCACAGAAAGACGGAGAAAUGUAACGGAAGUGGACGAUGUGAUGAGAUAGUCUCGAAAGUUCUGGGAUGUAACCAUACCUGCCAAGCAGCGUGCCAUAGAGAUCCAAAGAACAUCAGAUGCAAGGAAAACGUUGAGAAAACCCUGCCAUGUGGACAUACACAUACUCUUCUUUGUUCCACAAGUAUUGUCAAUCUUCUGUGCAACACUAUUACAAUAAAAAAUCGUUCAUGUGGACACGAAGUAAUAGAAAAGUGCUGUCACAAAAGUAAAUGUUCCGAACUUGUAGAGAAAACCUUGCCUUGCGGUCACAGAAUGAAGAUAAUUUGUUCGAUCGAAGUAGAAACAGUAGUAUGCAAAGCAAGGUGCAGUAAGCAGCUUCCAUGUGGCCACAUUUGCAAGGAAUGGUGCGGGGUGGAUUGCACUGAGAACUGCACAGAGAUGAUCUCAAGAAAUGACUGGCCAUGUGGUCAUGAGGUAAUCGUUAAAUGCUGCGAUGAAAGCGACGCAUGCUACAUUGCUUGUGAGAAGAUCUUGAUAUGUGGGCACAAGUGCAAAUGGAUCUGUGGAAAAUGCUCACAAGGUCGUUUCCAUCACCCCUGCAUUGAGACUUGUCAGACAAAACUGGUGUGCGGCCACGAAUGCGCCCUGCCAUGGUGCACCAUGUAUUUCCUGUAAAAAAAAAAAAUCUUUUUCAAGGUAAAAACUUGCCCAGGAUGCAAAAACCAAUCCAGUCGAUUCAUCGCUACAAUAAUCUCUUGACAGAAUCUUAAGCGAAUAAGCCGCGAAUCGUGGAAAAGCUACAAUAUGCUCGCAAUAGAAUUGAGAACGAGCACCUCCUGAUUAGAGUCAACUCAUCCGUCAUGUUGGCAAGGGAAACCAUUCGGCUUUUGCCACUAUAAUCAACAACAGAGAUUUAAUCAACGCUGUUUUACUUUGGGGCAUUGGGAGAACUUAUAAUUCUUUUGGACAAACUUCAUGAACUACUCCAGGCAUCAACAGAGGAACUGCACAGACAAAGCAUGUUUUCACUGAAUGCACUCGUAAAUCAGCGCGCGAAAGACCUCUGGAUUGAGAUGAAUCGAGUGACGCUCAUGUUUGAUUUGGCCGAAGUACUGAGGGGAGGAGCAACAGAAUCAAAAGAAGUAACCAGACUUCUCCAUAUAGGCCGGGAUAGGAAUAUGACAUUAGCAUGUCAUCCUCAAAGGAAUUAGCAGUGCUAAUGGGAUCAGCCAUACUGGCAGUGGCCUACUGACUUUUAAACGCCCUCCGCGUCUUUCCUUCGACGUAACCAUGUGGUUUACUUGUGCCAAAGGACAUCCUGUUUCGAAUCAUCAGCUGAAGAAGGGCCCGUGCGAGGACUGCGACUUAGAGAAGGCUGAGCAGGAGAGAGCCCGCUCAGAGACUUCUGCCUGGUCAGCGAGGUAUAGGUGGUCAGCAACACUAGCGGGGGAGGGGACGAGGACGUGGAAGAAGAGGUCGAGGUAGAAGGGGUGGUCGCAGAGGAGUCCACCAACGAGUCUAUGUCCCGUUUCAUGCCUGAAUAUGCGAUCAGAAUCUUCGUACAUCAAAUAUUGCUAGACAUUUUGCAGGAAUAUGUUUACAUUCAAUAUAAAACACGGUUUAUGAAUUCUACUGACCUUCGUAACUUUGAUGUUACCCAGAUGUGCUGCAUUGAAAGAUUGUAAUUGAUUUAUUUAAGCUGUUAUUGAGUUUAUUGAGAUGUAUAACGCGUUAGGAAUAAAUUGAUAACGAAUUCGUAGUACACUGAUUGGCCAAGGUCUUUUUAAUCUGUUUAUAAUAUUUCGGUUUCAGUAUCCUUCAUUGGAAUUAACUUUCAUUAUUUGUUUUAAAGCCCCACUGUCCUACGUGUAGCUACUUGCUCCCUCUAUUUAGAAAACUUUC